AACAGUUACAGAUGUUUAAAAAAACAACAUGUUUUUAAGUACAAAUCUCACAUAAACAUGCAGAUCAUCUUUGAUAUCAGACGAAGAAGAAACUUGAUCAAGUCCAUUUUCCUCAACAAGAGUAGUGGAAUAGGAAACACACUCAGUAUAUCCGAGAUGUAAACCCCAACGGAAAAAUACAUUAUCAUAAAGUAGUCAGAGCAGAAUUCUGUGACUUCGUCCUUUAUAACAUUCAUUUCACUGUUCCAGCAAUCGUUUGUUACAGAAUCAUUAGACUGGAACAAAGAGAAAUGAAACAUGACCAAAUCAUUUUUGCUGAUAUGCAAAUGGGCCUCAUUUGGAUAUCAAAGGCUUUCCACACUCUGCACAUUUAGUUUAUACAUAAAUACUUUGACGGUGCAGCAGCUGAGAAAGUCGUAGACAGUGCUGCAAAAUGGUGAAGAUCACAUUCUACGAGGAAAAUCAUUUCCAGGGCCGCUGCUAUGAGUGCAGCACCGACUGUGCCGACCUGCACUCCUACUUCAGCCGCUGCAACUCGGCGAGGGUGGAGAGCGGGGCCUGGGUGCUUUAUGAGAAACCCAACUACAAGGGCUACCAAUACAUCCUGAGCCCAGGGGAGUACACAGACAACCAGCAAUGGAUGGGAUUCAACGAUAGCGUCAAGUCCUGCCGCGCCAUCAAAAACGUGUAUGGCAACGUGUGGAAGCUGAGGCUGUACGAGAGGCCAGACUUCGGCGGUCAGAUGGUGGAGUGGGCCGAGGACUGCCCCUCGGUCUACGAGGCCUUUAAGUUCCGUGAGGUGUACUCGUGCAUGGUGACCCACGGCGCCUGGGCCUUCUACGAGCUGCCGAACUACAGGGGACGCCAGUACUUCCUGGAACGCCGGGAGUACCCCCGCCACACAGACUGGAGCGCCGCCACUGCCGCCGUGGGCUCCUUCCGCAGGAUCACCGAGUUCUAGGGCCCUUUGACCUUUGAGUGUGGGAUCGAGUUGUUCUCUGGUCUUAUUGAGUCUGUGUGACAUGAUCCAAUAAAAAAAAAAAAACUAUUUGCAAAUGUCUGAAACUCGUUUUGUGAUCUGUUGAGGUGAGAUACAAACAUGUGCAAAAGUUAACAUCAAUGUUCCAUGAGUUUGGUGGUAGGA
Messenger RNA from Oncorhynchus keta (chum salmon), 1144 nucleotides. RefSeq names its product gamma-crystallin M2-like. Gene Ontology annotation, biological process: lens development in camera-type eye; visual perception. The transcript is spliced from 3 exons. Lineage: Eukaryota; Metazoa; Chordata; Actinopteri; Salmoniformes; Salmonidae. Gene Ontology annotation, molecular function: structural constituent of eye lens. The record is from RefSeq and is a predicted model, not a curated record. The coding region runs from base 434 to 961 and encodes 175 amino acids.